Messenger RNA from Paramecium tetraurelia, 2304 nucleotides. RefSeq lists its product as uncharacterized. The transcript has 8 exons. Gene Ontology annotation, biological process: protein ubiquitination; ubiquitin-dependent protein catabolic process. NCBI's taxonomy places the organism in Eukaryota, Ciliophora, Oligohymenophorea, Peniculida, Parameciidae. Gene Ontology annotation, molecular function: ubiquitin protein ligase binding. The record is from RefSeq and is a predicted model, not a curated record. Gene Ontology annotation, cellular component: cullin-RING ubiquitin ligase complex.
AUGGAGAAUUUAAUUAUAUUUGAUUAACUCAAAUAUUAAGUGAAUAUUAAAAUUAAUAAAUAAAAAAUAGCAAGAAUGCUUCCUUCGAAAACUUCUCUUUAUGAAAACAUUGAAGAAGCUUGUACUAACAUUUUAGAGAAAAACAUAGAUGUUAGUUUGCAAUAAAAAUCAAAGAUCAAUAGGGAAAUUGAUGAAUAUAUUAAAAAUUAAAACAACGAUUAGUAAUAAUAAGAGGCCAAGAUGUUUAUCAAAGUGGCAUUAGAUUGCAUAAAGAAACAUUAUGCAAAAAAUAUUCUCCCUAAAUUCUAAGAUAAAUAUAAGGAUGCUUUAUAUCAUGUUGAAACAUUCCUUCAGAUACAUACAACCUUCGUGAAAUCUAUGAAAUCAUUCAAAUUCCUGUUGUAUUAGGCUGCGCAAAACUUAGAAUAAGAGAGCAUUCCAGGGUUUUACUCAAGCUUGUUCGAUAAUAUAUUUGUUCAGGAGUUGUAAAUGGUGUUUAAAAGUGUUUUGUUUAAAUGUGUGGUUGAUAUGAUUAAGACUGCUUGCGAAGAGGAACAAAAGCAAUUAAAAAUUAGCGAUUUGCUUUAUAAAUUUGGGAAUGUCAUGUCCUAAUUAUAAAAAUCAACUGAAGAACUUUUAGAUUUUAAAAUCGAACAAGAAUUUAAAUAAAAAAUAUUUGAUUAUUUCGAAGAGAAAUAUUAAUAGAAUUAUAAAUCCUGGCAUCAAAGCUUAAACACCUAGAUGUAUUUGAGGAAGGUUUAACAACAGAAGGAGAUUAAUGAGAAGGUCUUGAAGUUUGGAGAUAAGACAAUCUUGGAAUAGGUGAAUAGAAUACUCAAUUCGCAUCUAUUAACUUACUAUAAGCCAUACUUAUUGGCAGAUACUAACCCCAAUAAUUUCGAACAUCUUUUGAAUGAAUUUCACAAAGAACCUGUACUUUAAUUAUAGAACCUAAAAUUGAUUGGAGAUUUAUAUGGCAGUUUGGAUGAUCAUUAUGAUUAGAUAACCACCAAUUUUAAGAAUAUUAUAACUUAAGAAGGCCAGGCAAUCAUGUAAAAAAAGAAUCAUUAGAUUGUUGAAACCAAUUAAGAUUAAAUAUUUUCAGAUCCAGCCUUUAUUGGAUAAUUUUAUAGUCUCUAUUAGAAAUAUUCGUUAUUGAUAGAAAGUUGUUUUGCUUAAAAAUCAGAUUUCAUCAUGGCUUUAAAUAAUGCAUUUGAAUCAUUUAUCAAUUUGCCCAUUGGAAAUCAUGAGUUUGCUGAUUAUCUUGUGACCUUCAUAGGCGAAUAGAUAGAAUUGCUAAGGAAUUCACCAAAGAAUGCUACAAAAUCACCUGAAUAGAUAGUAAAGUUGUUUGUAUUUAUAAAUCAAAAGGCUAGAUUUUUAAAAUUAUAUAAAAUAUCAUUGGCUUAAAGAUUAAUAAAAUAUUAAAGGCAAGUGGAGGCAAAGAAAAAUAAACAAGCUUGUACGAUUGAGAUGAAUAUAGUUGAGGAGAUGGAAAAAAAAUGUGGUGCUCAGGAUUUGGAAUCAUUGAAAAUAAUGAUCAAAGAUUUCUAGAAGACUGAAAAUGAAGUAACUAAAAUCCAAGAAGAAAAAGGAUUAUACAAACUAUAAAUUCAACCACCCAUCAUUAUUAAUAAAUAGCAUUGGCCAGAAAUAGAUGAAAUUUAAUUAAAUUUACAAUCAGAAAUAAUCACUUAGCAAAAGGAGAUUAUAGCUAAGAGAUAAUAGCAAAAGACUUUGAUAUGGUUAGAUCUAAUCUCUUAUGUUGAAAUAUAAUCUACUGAAAAAGCAUUGACAUUUAAUUUAAGUGUUCCACAAGCAGUCAUCUUAUUGCUUUAUCAAUACAGAAAUGAUAUUCUAGAUGUGAAUCGCAUAUCAUCCUUAACUGGGUUGAAGGAACAAUAUGUUAUUCAUAAUUGUAAAAUGAUGAAGGAUGCCAAAAUAUUGGAUGAACAAAUUGUCAAUGACUAAAUUUGCUAUCAAUUUAAUGAAAACUUAACCAAGUAAAAAAAAGGAAAAUCCAAGAAAAUUGUUACUGAAACAUACUUCCCUUAGAAUUAGGUUGAAUAAGUUGUGUCUGUCUAUGAUAAGGAUUUGGCUAUUGAGGCAGCUAUUGUGAAAAUCAUGAAGAAACAAAAAGAGAUGCAAUUCAGUGAUUUAGUAAUAUAAGUGUAAGGACACAUGAAGAAAAAUUAAAAUGUUGAAAUUCCUUUUGCCUAAAUUAAAUAAAUGAUAGAAAGAUUAUAACGAAACGAAUACUUAGAAAGAGAUGCAAAUAAUAUGUAAUUGAUAAAAUAUAAAUGA